Anastrepha obliqua is the source of this 11376-nucleotide messenger RNA. RefSeq lists its product as uncharacterized. Bases 1097 to 8575 code for a protein of 2492 amino acids. The transcript is spliced from 6 exons. The record is from RefSeq and is a predicted model, not a curated record. Lineage: Eukaryota; Metazoa; Arthropoda; Insecta; Diptera; Tephritidae.
UGCAAAUGGCGGUUGUUAUUGUGAUCGAAAAUUGUAGAAGACGAUUAUUUUUAUAAAAUCGUGUGGAGACGCGACAUUUAAGGCAAAGAUUGUAUUUAAAUCGAAGAAGUGUAGUAAUAUUUUUACAGGAAUAUGAAUUUACAGAAAACAAUCGAGUGUAUGGAAAAAUCUUCUUUCCAAAGUGGUACUAGUCUGUUCACUCGUUUAAUCGCUCGGUGCUGCGUAUGUGUCCAAAAUGUUAAUAGAAAUUAGUUCAAGAGGAUGUCAUAUAUCAGACAAAAUUUCACAGUGUUGAAUUGAAUCCUCAUUGCUUUAUAUAAACUAUACGUGUUGAGAGGUGUCAAAAAGAAUGGGAAAGUUACGAUAAAAAAUAUAAAGCAACUAAGUAUUCGGAGCAGUUAGUGUAAUGGAUCUAAAAAGGGGUGAUGCAAAAACUGUGGCGAGAACGCAGCGUAGAGAAAUCCCAUGAAAGGCGGCGCCAUUGAUACGUGGUGGUGUGGCAAUUCCUUGAUAUUCGUCGGGAGACAUGAAACAACGUGGAGAUGGUCAAAAAAGGAAUGUGAAAAGUGGUAGUCAUGCAAGAUAACCAUAUACAUGUGUUUGACCGAUCGCUGUGAUUAAUUUGCGAACAUUUUUAAACUUUUGCUUUGAGAGAAAUACAUAUGUAUGUAAAAAUCCGUACUUGGUGUAUAUGCAACAUUAUACUCUGCUCGGGCUUUACUCUUUAGAACAGUGCAAUCCAGUAAGAAUUUUGUUUGAAAAGUGGGAAAAUAUGUUGCUGCCUCAGAAACAGUGCGGUUAAUUUGUGAUGUAAAUGGAAAUGUAUAUAUAUUAAGUUAUAAAACUUUAGUAAAAUUGUGUAGAGCAAACAUGCAUCAACAAAGGCAGAAACUGUGCGCUGUUUGUUGCAUUGAUUUGUCCCAAACAUCUCCAAAUUAUAAAUAAAGUGGAUAUAACUAUAUGUAUAAAGAUUUCACCAUAUAAAAAUCAGCAAUAUAAAAGUUGUACUUUUUACUUAUAAUAUAGAUGUUAUAUUGCAAUAAAUUCUCAAACUUAAUUUUUAAACCUCUGUCAAGUGUGAUUGUCGUGUGAUGAUAUGCAACUUAAACAGCAGAUUGAUUCGUGUGUACGGAUAACAGUGCAAAUUCCGAAGGAUGCGGCGACACGCUUACGCCAGAUGGCAUCGGAGGGCAAUCCCGCCCUACGUGCCCUCGGCAUUAUGUCUGUGCAGUUGGAUGGCGACUCUGUGAUAUCCAUAAAAUUACCCGGGCAAGAGAUCAAUCUGAAAACCGCAGAUAAUGCAGCGGAGGCUUCGUCGACGAGGGCAAACGACGAGCUGGGUGAUUUAACACAGCUGUUGGAAGCGGGAAGGAGUACGAUAGGAUGUCUUAGCCAUGCGUCUACAAGUGGGACAUUAUUACAAUCACAAAUACAAUAUCGUAUCCCCGCCCCAAAUAUUGGGCUGGCCACCAACAAUGUUGUAUCACCGCCACAGCUGCAACAACACCAGUUUGUGCAGGAGAGGCGAAAUAUGCUGCUCGGCGGUCCAAGUACAAGCAGUGCUGCUCAAGCCCUUCUACAAAAGCAGCAAAUGCAACAGCAAAGUCUCCAUCAUCAAAACUCGCAACGCCAGCUCGUACCAGGUCAACCGCUUUUUAAGCCCCCAAACACUGUGUGCCCCAUGGAUGGAAAAGUUCCAGUCCCACCAAUGUCUUCAAACUUGAAUGGUGGAUCGAAUGGUAGGGAUUACCCAUUCGUGAGUAUGAGGCAAGCUCGUGUGCUACAGGGUCGCGAAAAUGCGUUGAACAGUAGUUUAGUAAAUACCAACCAAACAUUUACUUCAAACAACUCACAGACUUUACAAACGCCGCAGAAUGGACAACUGGAACUUGCAAGUGGUUUAGGUCCGUCUGCUAAUGUUCCGGUAAAAGCUAUAAAACAUUCUCCAACUGUGGAGCUUUUAUCGACAAGCUCAGGUUUACCCGGAAAUAAAUCACAAUUUUUGCAACCUCCUCCACCCCCGUAUCCUGGUGUAGGAAGUGCAACAUCAAACAUCGUAAACAAACCCGCCUCUCAAAUUAAUAAACCAGUGCAAAAUUACUUACACAAAGGAGUUGGUGGAUCGUCAGUUGUUGCGCUUCAGGCAACUACUUCGACAACCACCAACAAUAAUAUAGCAAUUUCAUCACCACUACUUGUAAAUUUAUUACAAAACGAUGGAAACACUGUUACAAAUCAAGUGAAAUUAUCGCCGCAAACAUCUUUGUUGCAACAACCAUCGUCAUUACCGUCGGGGAGUUCUGGGCCACAACAAUCUCAAAAUCAACAUCAACAAUUAUUGAGUUCAACUAUGCGAACGCAGACAGUGAUGGCCGACGUAAUAAUAGAGCACAAAAAAAGCCAACAACAACAGACACAACUUUUACAUUCAGUUUCUGAUAAUUCAUUGGUGGGCACAUCUUCACCAGUCGGUUUGUCUUUAUCUCCUAGUGGUACGGGGAGUAUGCGUAAUAUGCAGCAACAACAAACACAACAGAUAAUAACAAGUCCCGGAAGCAAUUUAUAUGCCCAGCAACACAUUCAAUCAAACUUUCAACCACAACAUAUACCAUCUCAGCAAGGAAGUUUUCUUCGACAACAACGCCAGCAACAGUUGCAGGCAGCUGUUGUUCCGAUCGGGGGCUUAUCAUCUCAACGUUUCAUGCAACAACAACAACAGCAACAACAACAACAAUCUUUCCAACAGUCUCAAAUAUUGCAAACGCAGCAGCAGCAUCAAGUGACCCAGCAGGCUGGUAUUAGUGGAAUUAUGUUGACUAAUUUGCAUCAACAGCAGCAAACACAUGUUCGACAAGUUCGUCCUGGCGGUGUAAUGCCUGGACAGGUAGUAGUUCAACAACAUCAACAACAAACACAUCAGUUUCUUUCGUCUGGUGGUAUGUCGCCGGCUGCCUCGCAUUCACCUGCCUCCAGCCACCAUUCUAUGCAUAGUCCGUUAAUAGGGCCACACCAGCAGCAACUACUAUCGCCUUCGACAACACCAGUACAAUCCCCACAUUCUCAUCCGCCACAUGCACAAAAGCAAAUUGGUCAACAACAGCAACAGCAAAAUCAGAUGCAAUUACAACAACAUCAUCAGACAACAAUGAUUAUACCACCAACGGCAUCGCCUUCAUCCCGCAGUGUUAAUAUUCUUCACAACACGCAAGUAACUUUGGCGCCAGCUCUAUCUGGAGCAGGAUCCGGUACUAGUGGUAGUGGCGUACUAACAAAUACACAAACUACACCACCUGAUUAUAACCAGGCAGCUAUAACAACAUCCACAAUGCGUUGGCCUGCGUUGAACAAACCAAUGGAUUCAGUCACUAAAAGCAGUUUCCAGGAGUUUGCUCGAUACCAAAUGCAGUACAAUUUGCAGCAGCAACAAAUCAAUAAUAAUCAUCAAUCACAACCACAAAUAAAAGAUCACCAGAAGCAGAAAAUAAACGACCACGUAAUAAGAUCUGAGGCGGAUGCAAUUGUUGGGAUUGUGGGAGUGUCUUCGCUAGAUAAUGCUGCCACGGCGAAUGGAUUAUCAGAUCCCUUAAUAACUUUGUCAGAUUUUGAAGCUUUAACAACAAAUGACCUUGACGCUUUGUUACCAACAUUGAAUUGUGAUUUAGACUCUGCUCUUAGUUUGGAUGACAAAAACGAAUUGGAGUCACUUUUACAAGAUGCAAAAGAUCUAGACUUGGAUCUAAUUGAAGAAAAUCUAUCUGCCGUGGGGGUAGAUAUUGAUGAGACAGCAGCUGCCGCAUCGUCUCUCUUAGAUGCAGAAGCAACACAAAUACCGCCAAAUGACACACUAGGUCUUAAUCCAAUGCAGUUUGGACAGCAAAAUGCACAAAUGCCACAAAGCAUACAGCAACAAACAUCGUUCAUGGGCAUUAGUAGUAUAAUACCAACUCAACAAAAUCAAUUGCAACUACAGCGAAAUAAUAUUGAACAGUCGGGUGAGGUGAUCCAAAAUCGGUACAAACCGGAAGAAAAUUUGUUUAUGCAAAAUAACCAAUCUAAUCAGAAGUUGCAAUUGCCACAAAAUCUAUUAUCUCCUUCAAUACAACCGCCAGAGCACCCUAACCAGCAUUUGCAACAACAAAAAGCGCUGCAUCGACAACAAGAAAGUCGUGUUGCAGACGCAAAUCAGAUCCGUUCAAAGACUGCUCCUUCAGCGGUUUGUUCAACUAACCAGAAACAAUUUUUAAUAAAUCCUCUAACCGGCGAAUUGGAACCAAUGCAGAGUGAUGAUAGCGAAACUGAGGCGGAACAGGAGACUCAGCAGUUAACUUUAAUAACGGCAAAACCACAUACAGUGGCGUCAUUAAUUGACAGUUUUAGUAGCAAUCACCCAAGCGAAAAUCUACCCAACUCUAUUUUCUUAGAGGAUGACUCAAAUUCUUGUGGUACCGCUGUGUCAAAACUUUCAGUAAAUGACCAAAAUAACGGAAUCAUACCCGGGGCGGGAAGCGAUACAGAGCGCUCACGUGAUUCCUUAAUUUCAAACAAAUCAAAUCGAAGUGUCAAGCAUGGAAAACGGGAUGGUAGCCAAAUGCCUAACAAAUCCAUUGCUUUGCCUAAUAAUAUGGGUGAAUGCGGUACACAUAAAUCACCCAGUCCAAAUAUAAUAGCAACAACGGCACCAUCUACUUCGACGACGAGCACAGUUUUGACUAGUGUGGGCGUUUCGCAAAGAAAAUCAAAAUCAAAUUUAUUACGUGAAAACCAGCAAAACAAUGUGAGAGAGAGAAAACAAGAUGGAAGCUCUGGAGCUACUAAGCCUAAAAGAACAAAAGGAAAUGCCAGGUCAAAAGCUGUUGUUGCUUCGUUAUGUACGAAAUCAGUUUCUGCUCCAGCAGUAUCAGAAUCCACAUCGACAUUAGCAAGUACUGCUGCCGAGGUAAAUAAUACUAACGAAAAAAUAAAAUUACGUUUAAAGUUGGAAAAGAAGGAACCAGUGUCUCCCGCUUAUAAAGUAGAUGUUUCUUUCAUUGCUUCACCAAAACCUGGAACAUCCGAGGCAUCAGCGAGCAACACUUUAAAUACAACGUCACAAGGCAAUAUUAAUACUAGUACUCAAUAUAACAUGAAUAUAAACCAAAAUCCAAUUCCGCCAAUGACUUCUUUACAACAGAAUCAUAUAGAGCAAGCUCAUGUUAUACAUCAAUCAAUUGCUUUCAGCAAUUUUACGGCACCGCUUACAUCCGUUAGUGUUGCACCAACUUGUUCAACCGAUGAACCAAGGGUGCCUCCGUUACACAUCAGUCUAAGGGGAGGCAAAAACUCAAUUGUUAUUAAAAGCAGCCGCAAAGAUCGCAAAAAGCUUCAGAGUUUGUCAAACACUCCGACAGAAGCACAUAGUAGAGGUGGUGAAGAUGAUCCGAAUCAGACGUCAAAUAAACUGUUAAAACUACAAGCGUUGCAAUUGCCCGAUGUUAGUACAGAAAAAAUAAUGCCAUUUUACAGCAGCUUUUCCACAGCAUCAACGUCAUCAGUUUUAAGCAGCAGCAGUAGUGGAAACUGUAAUAACUCCAUGACAGUAAUGACGUCGACGCGUAUUCAAAAUUUGCCGAUUUCUAGCGGAGAACUAACAUCGACAACUCCGUCGAUGGCGGUAAUAUCAGCAGCGCCUUCCUUCUUGGGUAGCAAGAAUGGACUGACAAUAAGUGCAAUUAAACCCCUUGAUUCGAAGAGUGGCAGUAGUUCAAAUGACAAUAAAAAUUUAAUAGUUGGCUCGACUAAUGUGGGUACGCUACCAUUUCCACCACAACUAAUUGCGCAGUCUCAAUAUCAAAAACAUUUGAGUUCAGCACCAUUGACCCAACAGCAGCUACAUUCUUCUAAAGUUCAAUCAAGUUUAUCUAGUAGUAUAACUCUUAAUUCAAUACCAAACAGUAGUAUAGUAGCCUGUUCUAGUGAUAAUUCUGUAAAUGUAGCUAAUCGCGUUAUUAAUAGCUUGAAUUUAAAAACAGCGGCGACAAUUACACCUGUUGGCGUCGGAGGCGGUAAGCCGCUGACAAAAAACCACAAACCUCCAUCUUACUUAACAGCAGUUCAACAGCUUCAACUUCAGAAGCAUCAGCAGAAACAGGCGCAACAAUUUGGGGUUCUUGGGGAAAAUCAGUCAGCUCAGCAAACUAUGGUUGCGGUGGCGACUAUGCUGCCAAGUGCAACAACACUGAAGCGAGUAACAGUACCAAAAUCGUCUGCAGAACAUACUGAUUUAACCGUCAAAAUUGAAAAUAUUACUUCAAAGGUAGAGACCAAUGAAUCUACAGAUGUAAAAACUGCAGUAAUUUUACCAACGUCGUUGACGAACACAGUUGUGGGGUUUGAAAAACAAUCUCAUGAAAAUGAGACACCUUCAACUAUUUCAACUGUUGUAACAAACGGAUGUACGAGCGCUAGUAACGUUGUGGUUUCUAGCAAUCAAGGGAUAAUUGUUAGCACAACCUCUCCUGCUUUAUCCAAUGUUACGUUGCGAAAUUCGCCUGCAAGUAAUGGAAGUGGUACACCUGGUCAUGGCAAUGGCAAUGGCACUGGUGAAGACAGUGGUAUCGAGUCAAUGGAUGCGUUAUCUGAGAAGAGCCCCCAUCAGCAGUCAAGCAGUCCGACUCAACAGCAAAUAAGUGUCGGUAGUCUUGGUGGUAGCAUUGAAAAGUCUACAUUGGUUGUUGUAAAGAAAUCUUCAGCAGGUGAGGCAAAGGAGGAAAAAAUAGAUGUAAUUGAUAUUAAAAGCAAAAUAAAAUCUUCAAUAUUAAAAGAUGGUGUCGAUGACAGGACGGAACUAAAUCUUAAAUCGACAGAAAAACAAACAUUGCUUGAUUAUGCAGAUGAUGAAAUUGAAAAGGCUUUAGCCAAGAUGGAGGGAUUUAAUGAGGGCUUGUUGGAGGUGGCUACAAACGUGUCAACUCCGAUUAAAAACAUUGAGCAAGUCGCAUCCACUUGCUUUGUGAAGACCGAAAAUAUAACGACACCUACGUCUCCGAAAACAGAAACAAUUACCAAUGGAGAACAAUCAGAUCACCUCCUCGAAAUUAUAACACAGAGCAAUACUGGCACAAAAAUAGAAGUAGGCCUAAAGGACCGAAAAAAAAUGCAAACGAUUGUUGUUGAGGAUAAAGUUAUUCCCAAACUCAGAGAUACUAAUAUUGCAAUAGAUAAUAAAUUUGAUAGCGAUAGUAAUAUUGGGAAACAUAUUGAUUCCAAAACUUUAAGCAACCCAAUUAUUAAGUUAGCUACAUCUAAAAUUCCGGAUGCAAAAAGUAAAGAAAAAUGUUCAACGGAUGAUGAUAAAGACCUUGAAGUUCAAAAACAACGCCAUGAAGCGUCUUUCCAAUCACAGCUUCAGGAAUCCGUUUUCCCUCCUAUUUCCAUUGAAAUUCCGACUCAAAGUGAAUCUGAAUCUAGUCGCAUUCGCACACGUGCUAGUAGUCGUUUAGGAAGCCCUUUAGAUGCAAAUAAAACAAGUCCAACAAUGUUGUCGACAUUUGUGGGUAGCACUCCACAACUAAACGCAGGAGGGGCUGGUAAUGGAAGUCAGCAAGGGAACUUGCCUGCGGCAGGAGUCGGAAGUAAGCGCAAACGUCAGGAAUCUGAUACAAGCGCCAACAGCUCUAACAAUGGAUGUACGGAAGAAAAACGAUUUCGAACAGGUAGCACAUGUAGUGCUGCUAUUAACUUUGUAGCAGAUGAGAAUGAAGCAAAAAUUACUGAUUUGCCUUCAGUAAAUGAAGGACAAGAUGAUCCAAAGUGCUUCGCUGGAAGAAAAAGUGAGGAAUCUUCUGACUCUGACGAACCAUUAAUUGAGGUGGCUGAAAAAGUACGCAACUCAAAAGUCGCAAGUGCUAUUAUAGGCAGUAACGAUUGUGGUGUUCAGUCAACCCUAGUGGCAGCAACAAAAUGUGAGUUUAGCAAUACAACUUGGUUGGAAAAGACCACUCGUAACAGUCGAGCAAUAGUACAUCAAACCAAAACAUCAAAUAUUAGCAGUACGACUGGAAGUGUAUCGACUAUAUCUUCAUCAACAAGUGUAAUGAAACCAGCCGCAGCUGCGCCGUCGGUGUUCACAAAUAUAACUGGAGUCAUAAAAACGAGUAGUGGCACAACUAAUAGCUCAGUUUCGGUGGAGUCAAAUUCAAAUGAACGCAAUGCUUCCACGAUCACUUCAGUUACACCGGCACAUUCCACACGUGGGAAUACAAAUUCUACUCCUGCAUUUACGAGUAGUUCUGGAAUAAAUAACAAUAACAAUAAUAUAAACGAUGAAAAGAUAGGAACACGAAGAAGUGUGCGCACAAGUGCUGGCAUGCACAAAAAUUUGUACGGGCGUUCUGUCAGUUCUGCAGCAACGACGAUGGGGGCUGUUUCACAAAUCACAGAUCCAACAAAGUCUCCCAUUUUGACAAAAUCAGUCGGUGUACAUGGAAGUGAACUCAUGGGAGUAGUGGAAGCUCGGCGGAAAACAAGGAGCGCAGUUAUUGGUGAGGCCCAAUUAACUGAAGGACGCAGAAGAAGAAGUUCUCGCGACUACAAGUGACCAUUGUCUUGCGCCUCGGCUACUGAUUUAAACGUAUGCGACGAUGGCGAUAUGGAUAUAAGCGAAUUUGGAGUUAACGUACUCGACAGCAAAAGUUGCUUUUUAUUAGCCGAGGCGCAGAGUGAAUUCUCAAUGCAUGAUUUUGUUGAUGAUGUUAACCUUAGCGAGAAAAAUGUUGACCGUAAGGAUGAAGGGGAAUGCAAAAAAACUGUGGUUGCUGUGAGCGCAGAUAAAUAUAAGUAUACAACUGCUAUUGGUGUUAAUGAACACAAAACCGGUAAAAAAUUAUUACCUUCAACUGGGAAUGCUGUAGCUAUGGAAUCUUCAUGGAAGCCCUCAGAACCCUUACUAGCUUAUAAUACUGACAUGGGCGCAGAAGCUGAAAAUGUUUUGAUACCUGAAAUUUCUCGUACGAAUUCCGUGGAUUGUAGCAACUUCGCAGAUUUCAAUGAAUUUAAUUUGUGUUUGAAUAAUAUACUUAAUUAUGAUGAUGAUGAUGUUAUCACUCAGUCUUUAUCGCCUAUAACGAUAAUCCCUACAGACAACAUGAUCCACACGGGCGCAAUGAGUUGUUCCUCAAGUCCAAAACUUUGUAGAAGCACACAAGACUCCGCUGACAGUUGGAACCAACGUCUUACGCCCAGAAGUGGAGACCAGCUACAGAACAUUUUUGAUAUCGUUCAAUUAAGUGAAGGCAUGGAUUUGCAAACUUUCCAAUCAGACGAGAAAAUACAACCACAGAACUUUAGUACUGAGAGUGAAUCGCACAUAGUGCCGGCAGCAGGAUUAACAAAAGAUAAAUUUGGUGGAUAUCAAGAACGCCAAAUAACAUAAAGUGCUACAUAUUAACAAUUAAGAUUAUCAUGCAUUUGCCUGGAAGAAAAUGUUUACAGUUAUAUGUAUAUAUAAAUAACAUCAUUGUGGCAAUAAACUAUUUAUUAUAAUAAUUAAUGUAAAUAUAGUAUAUCCUUUUUGAUUAUAUCGUAUUUUUGUAACAUAAUCGCUAAUUGAAGCUACAUAUAUGUUUAAAACUACAUAAGUAUGCAAAAAGCGUAAAGCACUAUUUUUUUAUUAAUAAGUAUGUAAAACAAAAAACAUUAAAAAAUAAACGAUUUCGCGCUAUAAAAUUAAUUUCUGUAAAGGUGGCCAACAUGUAUUUAUGCGUGGCUCCAAUUCACGGGGUUCUUAAGGGCAUUAAACACCAAAAUAGAUAAAGUUUAUUUUACUUGCGGCCGACCCUCGGCAGGAAAUAGCAAAAAAGCUUUUUAUAAAAACCAUCUGCCAUUCGUCGGUGCGUCUUAAAACUUCAGGCUCCUCAAUUUGCGGAACAACAUAAAGACGCGCACCAUGAAUUGAAAAUUAAGCACAUAAACAUCUAACGGAGGAUGUAUGUAUGCACCGAUUAUAUAUAAGUUUUAUCAAUUGCAAAAUAUUAAAAUUCAAUUAUUUGGAAUAAUUUGGUCUUAUUACGUAUAUUUCUAGUCACAUUGUUUUAAAUAAGAUAACAUUGAUUAGAAUAACAUAAAUUUGAAAUUACUGAAAUGAGGUUUCAUAAUUUUUUUAGAAACAACUUUAGAAUGUGUAGAUAUGUACAUAGCUUUUCUUAGUAAUAUUGAACAAUAAUAAACCAUUUGAAUACAGUUGUGAACAUAAUUUAACAGCAGUAGCAAUGCAAUCACUUUAUAUUAUAUUUCUUGUGUAAGAAAAGUAAGGGUUUCCAUAUUUGUAAAAAUGCGUUUGCUAUCCAACUUAUUUGAAGCUUGCAUUAUCCUUUCUUUUUGUGUCAUCCAUUUCAGAUGUUGCCAGCAAGCAAUGAAGAUUAAAUGUGUGGAAAUGCAAUUAUGGUCGUCUUCGAUUCGCCACGAGUGGCGAACAGAUGAAGCAACUGGCAUAAACAUACGUUGGCACACUAGAAAAGAGCUACCAAAAAUUAUAUUUAUUUGGAAGCUCUUAAUGAGUAAUAUCUAUUAGUGAGACUUGUGUAAUAUGUGAAAGGAGAGUUCGCGCAGCAUUGAAUAUAAUGAGUUAUACCAGUUUUAUGAGGUAUAACCAUACACGCCAGCGACGGAUCUUGUUCGAUAACGUUUUAGUUGCUUUCACAUGCUAAUAUUUCGUCAAUUGAGCGGAGCCCAAACAUAACGAGCAGAGGAGUGACGAAUUAUAUAUCAAUACAGUUUCGCUUUCUAAAAUUAACUCGUUUUAUUUAAUGAAUCCCCGAAAUAGUGCCUUUGUAGCCGUUUUCGAAAAUCUCGAACAUAUUCGAAACAAUUUUCUGUGUUGCAGAUGCAACGGAACAAGUAUUUUGAAAUUAUUUAUCAUGAGCUCUUUCUUAUAUUUAUAUGUUUCGGAUCUUCAAUGUGUCGAAAUCACCAAUAUCAUGAAUGAAUCUUUUAUUGAAGUUAUUUCCCACCUCAGAGAGCUAUAAUACGUUAUACAUUUUGAAAAAAAAAAAGAAAUCGUUCUGGAUUAACAGUAUUUAAUGGGAUAUAAUUUCGUGUCGUUCCGGUAACGUAGACUCGACUGUGGUAAGAAACAGCUUUUGCAGGGAUUUAUUCUUUCUCGAUAUUACCCCUUUGUUUACCUGGCCCAAAGUACCCGAAUGAGAUGUUAUUGGAUUCCAAUGUCAAUAUCUUAUGAUUUUAAACUCUGCAGUACGCUCUUUAACAUGCUUUUUUUGUGGUAUACGGUACACUAGACAGGGCUAGUUUACUGGGGCGGCAGCACUUGGUCGGGAAAACCCGAAUCAUUCCGGUAACGUAGAACCGGCUGCCAUGGGAAUAACUUUUUUUUGUGGAUUAUGU